AUGUCCCCCUGGUGGAGCCUGGCCGCCAUCCUCACCCGGGCGGCGUGGGUCGGCGGCUUCCUGCUGUCGGCUGUUGUUGGUGAGCUUCGCAUGGUGUCGCCAUCGUUCCUCCAGCUGCAAAGACUGUCCGUCUGUAUAGCAACAUUCCUCGACCUCCUUAUCGUCGCGGUGGUUCCUAAAGGCUAUGAGACGCCCGAUAAGAACCCGAAGGGAUUGCACCACCCCGGAGAACGAAAUUUGCCGUUUGAUGAUGUCUACAUCGGAACUAGUGAUGGAUUGACUCUGCAUGGUUGGCUUUUACGUCAGCCAAAUGCUCUAAAGGCACCUACCUUCCUCUACUUUCACGGGAAUGCUGGCAACAUCGGAUUUCGGAUACCAAACUUGGAACUAAUGUUUCGCAUGGUUGGAGUGAAUAUACUUAUCGUCUCAUAUAGAGGUUAUGGAUACAGUGAAGGCUCACCCACAGAAGAGGGUGUUUAUACGGACGCGGAAGCUGCAUUGGAUUUCCUCCUGGAAAAUGGGACUGUCAACAACAAAGAUGUUUUCGUCUUUGGUCGUAGUAUUGGGGGUGCAGUAGCAAUAGAGCUCGCAAUACGCAGAAGUGACGAGUUGAAGGGCAUUGUGGUCGAGAACACGUUCACGUCGCUGCUGGAGAUGCUCUAUAUUGUUUUCCCGUUCUUGAGCCCAUUCAAGCUGCUGGUAAAGGCCGUGCAGCGGAUGUACAUGUCGAACGAUGAGAAGGUUCGCACACUGAGUCUGCCAGUUUUAUUCAUUUCUGGUCGCCAGGACAAGCUGGUUCCUCCUUCGCACACGGACGUGCUAUACAGCACAUGCGGUUCUCGCAUAAAGAUGCGAGAGGACGUUGAAAACGGAGGCCACAACGACACAUGGGAAGUCGGGGGUCAAAGUUACUACAAUAGGUUUCGCGAGUUUGUCCAAGUGGCGCUUGCUGAGUCGGCACCUUCUGAUGUCGCCUGCCACUCCGGAAGCCAUUCAAUCAUUAGUGAUGCAUCUACAAAUGUGUCCUUGAGACAGUUACGGCCAACUCCCUCAGCAGCUGAAGAGGCUAUGUGCAACUAG
Molecule: messenger RNA, 1080 nt
Organism: Eimeria maxima
Lineage: Eukaryota; Apicomplexa; Conoidasida; Eucoccidiorida; Eimeriidae
Product: phospholipase/carboxylesterase domain containing protein, putative
Exons: 8
Coding region: 1-1080 (359 amino acids)
Cellular component (GO): membrane
Molecular function (GO): palmitoyl-(protein) hydrolase activity
Source: RefSeq, a predicted model, not a curated record